Molecule: messenger RNA, 1213 nt
Organism: Xylaria bambusicola
Lineage: Eukaryota; Fungi; Ascomycota; Sordariomycetes; Xylariales; Xylariaceae
Product: P-loop containing nucleoside triphosphate hydrolase protein
Exons: 2
Coding region: 55-1095 (346 amino acids)
Molecular function (GO): GTP binding
Source: RefSeq, a predicted model, not a curated record
CCGCAGACUACGCAAGUUAAAAGAUAAGGUUCACUUGUGGAUAUCAUUGCGAUCAUGAGCGGAAUCGAGUCUCAAGACAUUAUUGAUGCCAGGCUGCCGCCAGACCAUUGCCUACCUAUGAUUAUGGUCAUGGGGGUCACCGGUGCGGGAAAAAGCUACUUCAUCAAUCAGAUGGCAGGGAAGAACAUCGUUGAGGAGGGAGCUUCCCUCAAUUCUUGUACCCAACAGUGUACAAUGGUUCCUAUCUCGGUCGGUAGUCUUAAAGCAUUGGUCAUCGAUACACCCGGCUUUGACGAUACCGAUCGCAAGGACGCAGAUAUCCUCGGCGAGAUCGCAAAACUUCUGACAAGCCAAUUUGCCUUGGGGUUCGAGUUGAAGGGAAUCAUUUAUAUCCAUCGAAUUACGGAUAAUAGAUAUGCAGGCUCUGCAAUCAAGACUUUUGAGGUAUUCAAACGCAUAUGUGGAGAGAAAGCAAUGGCAAACGUUGUUCUAGUUACCAGUCGGUGGGACGAAGUUGGGGAGCCGGUAGGGGCAAGCAGGGAGCAUGAACUCCGGGAACGGUUUUGGGCAUACAUGCUCGGUCAUGGAUCUGGUCUCAAUCGCUACCAUGGAGACCGCGAUUCAGCCCGCGCCAUCGCUUCACAGCUCUUACUGAAAGAUACCGUCGUGCUGCAAAUUCAAGAUGAGAUUGUUAAUAAGGGCAAGAACCUUGACCAAACAGCGGCUGGGUCCUACGUUGACGACGGCGUUACCAAGUUGAAAGCCCAAUUCGAGAAAGAUUUGCGAGAUCUCGAGGAGCUCCGUCGUCAGCUCCGCGAGGGAGACCGCCUGAUGAAGCUCCAGGUUCAAUCAGAUAUGCAGAUACAAAGAGGAAAGCUGACGGAAGUCGAGAAGCAACAGGUAAGCCUGAAACGAGACAUUGUGGCCGAGGUUGAACAAGAGAUCAAGGCUAAGAAGUCACAUUGGCUUUCAGGUGCCAAGAAAGCCCUCCCCCUUUUGCCUGUCGCGGUAAAUCUGUUGCUUCUAUUCGUGGGCAUGCCGCCUGUAGGAGGGCUGGUGAGUGUUUUGACAGAGUUAUUUAGCAGUGGAUCGUGAUGGGUUGUCAUUAUGGGAUGUAUGCAUGUUGAUAUUUUCACCUGAAACUUCAUUAUUUAGUUAGUAGCCACUCAUGAAGUGCUUUUCGCAAGUUCCUGCUAUACUUAGGCAAUAGAUC